Molecule: messenger RNA, 650 nt
Organism: Aspergillus steynii IBT 23096
Lineage: Eukaryota; Fungi; Ascomycota; Eurotiomycetes; Eurotiales; Aspergillaceae
Product: RAMP4 family protein
Exons: 3
Coding region: 142-381 (79 amino acids)
Cellular component (GO): endoplasmic reticulum
Source: RefSeq, a predicted model, not a curated record
CGUCGACUUUACCUACUGUUUCCCUUGCAAUUAACUAGAUAUUAGAGCUGGCAGCCCAGCCACACCACCCUUGAAAAACACCAGAAGUGCUUUAUUUCUAUUCUCCUGGUCGCAAGUGAACAUUCCCACCCCAAGAACAGUAUGGCACAAACUCCACAACAGCGCAAGGCGAAUGAGAAAUAUGCGAAGAGCGAGGCUGCAAAGCGAGGAAGAGGAAUAACUACACCACGGCAAAAACAGAGCUCGAAAUCCCCAGUGUCCGUUGGCUGGGUCGUUCUUCUUGCAUUUGUGAUUUGUGGAGGGCUAGCCUUCGAACUUCUAAGAAUUGUUCCGGAGAUUUGGUCAAGCGCUGUUUCGAUGUUUAAUCGCCUGGCCUUUUAGGCGCCGUUGACCAAAUACCAUGGGAAAUCUUGUCCAAUGCUUAUCAAAACCGCUUCUCUGAGGGCGGCUGAUAGCCCAUCACUUCCAGGAUCGGCAUAUCAGACGUGAGGUUGUAUACAAGGGCAAAACCUCACAGGUUGUAGGACCUGAUAUGUCUGUCUGUUCGCAUCAGCCCCAGGACCAAGGGUUCUUCUGUAUUAUUUCGUGUUGUAGUACUUGACUGUUAUGCUAGCAGAAUAAUCUAGACCAUACAUAGGUGUGCAUAUGGG